AUUUCUCUCAAAUUUCCCUCCUUUCCCUACAGGUGGAGAUGCUAGAGCGCAAAUAUGGUGGGCGUUUCAUAACCCGGCAUGCUGCCCGCACCAUACAGACAGCUUUCCGCCAAUACCAGAUGAACAAAAACUUUGAGCGUCUUAGAAGCUCUAUGUCUGAAAACCGUAUGUCCAGACGGAUCGUCCUAUCCAAUAUGAGAAUGCAGUUUUCCUUUGAAGGACCUGAAAAAGUCCAUAGCUCCUACUUCGAGGGAAAGCAGGUCUCUCUAACAGAUGAUGGCACUAAAAUUGGCGCACUGAGGCAGUCAGACCAUGGCGGGGAGAUGGGUGUGCAGGCCAAGACCCCCACCACACAGAGCGACUUCACAGAUGCCAUCACAGAACUAGAAGAUGCCUUUUCAAGGCAGGUGAAAUCUCUAGCCGAGUCCAUAGAUGAUGCUCUGAACUGCCGCAGCCUACAUGGUGAAGACAGUCAGUCAGAGCCAGGGAGAGGCCUCCAGGAUAUGGACAGAGAGGUCACCUGUCAGGUGAAACCCUCCCACAGCGCCUCAGAACACCGUAAACUCGAUGAGAUGACGGCGUCUUACAGCGAUGUCACCCUGUACAUCGACGAAGAGGAGUUAUCACCACCCCUGCCUCUUUCUCAGUCUGUAGACCGGCCCUCAAGCACAGAAUCAGACUUGCGCCAACGUUCGCUCAACUCCUCACAAGAUUAUUGGUCUCUUGCUCAUAAAGAUGAAAAAGGGGACACCGAUACCAGCUGCCGCAGUACACCUUCCUUGGAAUGCCAAGAGCAACGUCUACGGGUAGAUCACCUACCCUUAUUGACCAUAGAGCCUCCCAGUGAUAGCUCAGUGGAGCUGAGUGAUCGUUCUGACCGCAGCUCUUUAAAGAGACAGAAUGCCUACGAACGAAGCAUCAGCAACCAGCAGAGUAGCCCUAAACAAGUCAGCCACAGCCUGCCACCUCGAGGGCCGUCCAGAGAAGAAGACACUUCCCGACAUCGAUCGCGACAGCUGGAGGCCCAUCUGGCGAUCAAUGGUACAGCAAACCGGCAGAGCAAGUCAGAGUCGGAUUUCUCAGAUGGCGACAAUGACAGCAUCAACAGCACAUCGAACUCCAACGAUACCAUCAAUUGUAGUUCUGAAUCCUCGUCCAGGGACAGCCUGCGCGAACAGACGCUCAGCAAGCAGACGUACCACAAAGAAACUCGCAACAGCUGGGACUCACCUGCAUUCAGCAAUGACAUCAUUCGCAAGAGGCAUUACCGCAUUGGCCUAAAUCUCUUCAACAAGAAACCAGAAAAAGGCAUUCAGUAUCUGAUAGAGCGAAACUUUGUUCCAGACACUCCGGUGGGUGUGGCCCACUUCCUGCUCCAGAGGAAAGGCUUGAGUAGGCAGAUGAUUGGCGAGUUCCUGGGUAAUCGGCAGAAACAGUUCAACCGGGAUGUCCUCGACUGCGUAGUGGAUGAAAUGGACUUCUCAGCUAUGGAGCUGGAUGAAGCGCUCAGGAAAUUCCAGGCACACAUCAGAGUCCAAGGGGAAGCACAGAAGGUCGAGCGACUGAUAGAGGCCUUCAGCCAGCGUUACUGCAUCUGCAACCCCGGUGUGGUGCGACAAUUCAGGAACCCCGACACCAUCUUCAUCCUUGCCUUUGCAAUCAUCCUCCUCAACACUGACAUGUACAGCCCCAACGUCAAGCCUGAGAGGAAGAUGAAGCUGGAGGACUUUAUCGGCUCUUUACAUCAUGGUCUUGGCUGUGUACUAUCUCUACCCCACCGGAGACUGGUCUGUUACUGCAGACUUUUUGAAGUGCCCGACCCCAACAAACCUCAAAAGUUGGGCCUGCACCAAAGGGAGAUCUUCCUUUUCAAUGACUUGCUAGUGGUUACAAAAAUCUUCCAGAAGAAAAAGAAUUCUGUGACGUACAGCUUUCGACAGUCCUUCUCUCUUUAUGGCAUGCAAGUCCUCCUCUUUGAGAAUCAGUACUAUCCCAAUGGCGUUCGCCUGACUUCAGCCAUUCCUGGAGCUGAUAUCAAAGUCCUCAUCAACUUCAACGCACCCAAUCCUCAGGACCGCAAAAAGUUCACUGAUGAUUUGCGAGAAUCUAUUGCAGAAGUCCAAGAGAUGGAGAAGUACCGGAUAGAAUCUGAGCUAGAAAAACAGAAGGGCGUGGUGAGGCCUAGCAUGUCCCAGAGCUCCGGGUUAAAGAAGGAUGCAGGAAACGGAAACCUGA
This is a messenger RNA of Neolamprologus brichardi, 2235 nucleotides long. The record is from RefSeq and is a predicted model, not a curated record. Lineage: Eukaryota; Metazoa; Chordata; Actinopteri; Cichliformes; Cichlidae.